AUGGUGCAGUCAUCCGUCCUCGGCUUCCCGCGCAUGGGUCGCCUGCGUGACCUCAAGAAGGCCAACGAGGCGUACUGGGCCGACAAGCUCAGCCGCGACGAGCUGCUCGCCGAGGGCAAGCGCCUGCGUCUCGAGCACUGGAAGAUCCAGAAGGACGCCGGCGUCGAUGUCAUCCCCAGCAACGACUUCGCCUACUACGACCACGUCCUUGACCACAUCCAGCUCUUCAACGCCAUCCCCGAGCGCUACAGCAAGCACAACCUGCACAAGCUCGACGAGUACUUCGCCAUGGGCCGUGGUAUCCAGAAGGACAACGUCGACGUCCCCUCGCUCGAGAUGGUCAAGUGGUUUGACUCCAACUACCACUACGUCAAGCCCACCCUCCAGGACGGCCAGACCUUCAAGCUCUCCGAGAACCCCAAGCCUGUUGCUGAGUUCCUCGAGGCCAAGGAGGCCGGCAUUGUGACCCGCCCUGUGCUCCUCGGCCCCGUCUCUUUCCUCCACCUCGGAAAGGCGGACCGCAACCAGACCGUCGACCCCAUCACUCUCCUCGAGAAGCUGCUCCCCGUCUACGAGGAGCUGCUCACCAAGCUAAAGGAGGCCGGUGCCGAGACUGUCCAGAUCGACGAGCCAGUCCUCGUCUUCGAUCUCCCAGCCAAGACCCGCCAGGCCUUCAAGCCCGCCUACGAGAAGCUCACCGCUCUCCAGGGCAAGGCCGGCCCUCAGCUCGUCCUCGCCACCUACUUCGGUGACAUUGUCCACAACUUCGAUGUCAUCGACUCUGCCCUGACCGGCACCUACGCCCUCCACGUCGACCUGGUCCGCCACCCAGAACAGCUCGAGAAGGUCAUUGAGCACCUCGGCCCCAAGCAGAUCCUGUCUGCCGGUGUUGUUGACGGCCGUAACAUCUGGAAGACCAAGUUCCAGCGUGCCAUUGAGAUUGUCGAGACCGCCAUCCAGAAGCUCGGCAAGGAGCGUGUCAUCGUCGCCACCUCCAGCUCCCUCCUCCACACCCCACACACCCUCGAGAGCGAGAAGAACCUCGACGAGGAGGUCCGCGACUGGUUCUCCUUCGCCAAGGAGAAGGCCGCUGAAGUCGCCAUCCUCGCCAAGGCCGUCACCAACGGCCCAGACUCCGUCAAGGCCGAGCUCGAGGCCAACGCAAAGAGCAUGCAGUCACGUGCCACCUCCAAGAGAACCAACAACCCAGACGUCAAGAAGCGUGUCGACGCCGUCCAGAAGGCCGACUACGAGCGCAAGAACGCCUUCCCAACCCGUUACGAAGCCCAGAAGAAGCACCUCAAGCUUCCCGAGUUCCCAACCACCACCAUCGGCUCCUUCCCCCAGACCAAGGACAUCCGUAUCCAGCGUAACAAGUUCGCCAAGGGCGAGAUCACCGCCCAGGAGUACGAGAAGUUCAUCGAGAAGGAGAUCCUCGACUGCAUCGCCAUCCAGGAGGAGCUCGGCCUCGACGUCUACGUCCACGGCGAGCCAGAGCGUAACGACAUGGUUCAGUACUUUGGUGAGCAGCUUGACGGCUAUGUCUUCACCACCCACGCCUGGGUCCAGUCCUACGGCUCCCGCUGCGUGCGUCCACCAAUCCUUGUUGGUGACGUCUCUCGCCCCAAGGCCAUGACGGUCAAGGAGAGCAAGUUCGCCGCCGAGAACAGCAAGAAGCCCAUGAAGGGUAUGCUUACUGGCCCAAUCACCUGCCUGCGAUGGUCGUUCCCCCGUGACGACGUUCACCAGUCGAUCCAGGCUCAGCAGCUCGCCCUCGCCCUCCGUGACGAGGUCGUCGACCUCGAGAAGGCCGGCAUCUACGUCAUCCAGGUUGACGAGCCAGCUCUCCGUGAGGGUCUGCCACUCCGUGCCGGCUCUGAGCGUGAGAAGUACCUCAGCUGGGCUGUCGACAGCUUCAAGCUCUCCACCGCCGGUGUUGAGGACUCCACCCAGAUCCACUCCCACUUCUGCUACUCCGAGUUCCAGGACUUCUUCCACGCCAUCGCCGCUCUCGACGCUGACGUCCUCUCCAUCGAGAACAGCAAGUCUGACGCCAAGCUCCUCAAGGUCUUCAUCGACGAGGCCUACCCACGCCACAUCGGCCCCGGUGUCUACGACAUUCACAGCCCACGUGUCCCAAGCGAGCAAGAGAUCAAGGACCGCAUCGAGGAGAUGCUCCAGUACCUCAAGCCUGACCAGCUCUGGGUCAACCCCGACUGCGGUCUCAAGACCCGCCAGUGGAAGGAGACCAAGGCUGCGCUCAGCAACAUGGUGUCUGCCGCUCAGUACUUCCGCCAGAAGUACCAGAAGUAG
Molecule: messenger RNA, 2313 nt
Organism: Zasmidium cellare ATCC 36951
Lineage: Eukaryota; Fungi; Ascomycota; Dothideomycetes; Mycosphaerellales; Mycosphaerellaceae
Exons: 1
Coding region: 1-2313 (770 amino acids)
Molecular function (GO): 5-methyltetrahydropteroyltriglutamate-homocysteine S-methyltransferase activity; zinc ion binding
Source: RefSeq, a predicted model, not a curated record